Messenger RNA from Strongyloides ratti, 1488 nucleotides. RefSeq names its product G1/S-specific cyclin-E. Gene Ontology annotation, cellular component: cytoplasm; cyclin-dependent protein kinase holoenzyme complex; nucleus. Gene Ontology annotation, biological process: regulation of cyclin-dependent protein serine/threonine kinase activity; mitotic cell cycle phase transition. NCBI's taxonomy places the organism in Eukaryota, Metazoa, Nematoda, Chromadorea, Rhabditida, Strongyloididae. Gene Ontology annotation, molecular function: cyclin-dependent protein serine/threonine kinase regulator activity. The coding region runs from base 1 to 1488 and encodes 495 amino acids. The transcript has 2 exons. The record is from RefSeq and is a predicted model, not a curated record.
AUGAAUCAUUUACAAGAGGAUGAUGGAACUUCCGAAUAUAAUAGUAAUAAAUCUAGAAAACGUGCUUUUGAAGAAGUUAAUCACGAUAAAUAUAAUACUGAAGAUAAUAAACAAUAUUAUAAUGAUUUACCAGAAAAUGAUUCUUCAGAUGAUGUAGAUACUCACUAUUCAUCAUCACUUACAUCAUCACCUACAUUUGGUUCUCUUAUAUGUAAUGAAGAAAUAGAACUUGAAACAUAUAAUGAUAUAAGAUCAAAUAAUUCAUUAAUUCAACCAACGCAAUCAACUGAUAGAAAUAAUAUAUUUCAUAAUUUAUAUAAAAAUUUUCAUAAUCAAAAAAAAGAAUUACCAUUUGAAAGUGUCAUGUUACGUCAAACAAAUACAGUUUUUGGAAAUUUUGAAUAUAUAUUAAAUUAUGAUAAGAAAAGUAAAGAUUAUCAAAAAAAACUUAGAGAAAAAUAUCCUCAUGAACUUUAUAGAUAUGGUCAAGCACAUGAAGUUGUUGAUUUAUUAUAUCUUAAAAGUCGUAUAUAUCCAAGUAUUGAAGCACAAUUAUUACCAGAUGACAAAAAAUUAUAUGGUAAAUAUCGUUUAGCAAUAUUAGAAUGGUUACAAGAAAUAUGUUAUGAAGAACAGAUAUCAAGAGUUACUUAUAAUUCAGCUAUUAAUAUUAUGGAUAGAUUUAUGGCAGAGAAUAUUGUUAAUCCACGAUACUAUCAAUUAAUAAGUGCUGCAGCUUUAGGAAUAUCAGCAAAAAUGGAAGAAAUUUAUCCAAUAUCAUUUACAAAAAUUAUUGAAUAUACUAAUGGUGCAUAUUGUUUAGGACAAUUAAAAAAAGCAGAAAUUGCUAUUGUAAAUGAUUUAGAAUUUGCUAUAAAUCCCGUAACAUGUUAUACAUUUUUAAGAUAUUUUCACUUAAAACUUCAAGAUGAGUAUGAUGAACCAUUUGAUAAUGAAGAUUUAACUUCAUCAUCUAUCAAAUUUGAUAAUAAUUCAACACAAAAUGUUGUGAAAGAUUUAGCUAUAAAAGAAACUAAUGUUACUUCUUAUGAAUAUUUUUAUAGUGAAAAACCAAGACAAUUUUCAGCGGAGAUUGGAGAAUUUUAUAUUCGCACAAUGGCUAUACAUGAUUUUAUUUUUAUAACAGAUAACUCUUCUUUUUUUAGUCCAUCUAAACUUGCAGCAGCUAUUGUUUAUUCACAAAUUCCUAAUAAUGAUGUUAAUUUAUCUAAUUUAGUUGGUUAUAAAAGAGAUGAAAUUUUAGAAGAAUUAAAUUAUGUUAUACCAUUUGAAAAUAAUUCAAAUGAAAUUGAAUUAGAUUAUAAAGAACAAAUAUCAUUAUUAUCAGAAACAAAAAAUGGAUUUAAAAAAUAUGACAUUCAAACAGCAUCUCCAUCAUUUAGGACAAUUUUGGAUGAAAAUGAAAAGUUAAGGGAACAUAUCAUUAGAUAUAAUCAAAAGAUAAAAUCUUUACCAUUGAAAAUAUAA